This is a messenger RNA of Wickerhamiella sorbophila, 2886 nucleotides long. Its product is annotated as 3-hydroxy-3-methylglutaryl-coenzyme A reductase. The transcript has a single exon. Gene Ontology annotation, cellular component: peroxisomal membrane; endoplasmic reticulum membrane. The coding region runs from base 1 to 2886 and encodes 961 amino acids. Gene Ontology annotation, molecular function: protein binding; hydroxymethylglutaryl-CoA reductase (NADPH) activity. NCBI's taxonomy places the organism in Eukaryota, Fungi, Ascomycota, Dipodascomycetes, Dipodascales, Trichomonascaceae. Gene Ontology annotation, biological process: coenzyme A metabolic process; isoprenoid biosynthetic process; ergosterol biosynthetic process. The record is from RefSeq and is a predicted model, not a curated record.
AUGCAAGUCACGGCUUUUGCCCGUCUAGCAGACAAAGCUGCCAGAUGGCCUAUCCAGACGGUUGUUUUGGUUUCACUGUUGGUGACGGGUGUGUAUGUUGCCAUGCUGGACCUGUCGGUGAACAGCUUCCUGUCGCCGCUCUCCCGCACGUACCUCAUUUCAGGUCCGGAUGCUUGGGCGCCAACCACAAACUUUGACGCAAAAGCACCGCGUUUCGUAGGCGCGCCAUUGCAGUUUGCCUCAGUGGGUGCCAGCGAAACGGCUGUCGACUACGUGCUCUCGCUUCUGCCUGAGCAGGCUGUCGUGGAUGAAGGCUCCAUUUUGGUGCGCCCAAGUGAGUAUCUUGCGUGGGCGGCCAAGGUGCGCAGCUUCGCAGUUGAUAAUGGCGACUCGGUUGAGAAAUGGCGCCUCAGAGAUACCUACUCCUGGGUGGUGUGGGUGAAGUGGUGCUUCCACCAUUUGCAAGACCUCGUCGGCGCUACCCCAAUCUUCGAUUUGGGCAUAGUAGGAAUCGCCUACAUCGCCAUGUACUACGUUUUUUUCUCGACUUGGCGUCAGGCCCGCGCCUUGGGCUCGCGUGGCUUCAUGUUUGUCUCGGCCCUCAUCUCGUCCACCUUCUCGUUCAUGAUCGCGUAUGUGACCGUUUCCCAAGCCGGUAUCUCGGUGCCUAUGCGCGUACUUUUACAAGGUGUCCCUUUCUUUGUGGUCGUUGUUGGUUUCGACACUAAAGUUUCGUUUUACCGUGAGUGUGUGCGUGUUCUCCGCAAGCAGCCCGAGAUGUCUCCGGCGGUUAUCGUGACCUCAGUUCUCAAUACUCGUGGUGUAAAGCUUUUGCGCGAUAACUUGAUUGAAAUUGCUUUUCUCUCAGUCGCUGUCGUCUUCAGACUCCCGGAUCUGUGGGAAUUCUGCGCCAUGUGCGCCCUGCUUUUGGUCGUCGAUGUUUUCAUGCUGUCGACAUUUUACGCCGCUCUCCUUUCAAUCAAGCUUUCAAUGAUGCGUGUUGAGCGCAACGAUGCUAUCAGGAGAGCUCUCGAGGAAGACGGCGUUUCUGAAAAGGCCGCCGAGCAGUACGCGGAUGCAGCAUUGGGCACUCACUUCAGUGCAGCCGCCGAGUCGCCUAUUCUCCCGUCUUGGAAGUCUAGCCUUUUCAAAACAGCAUUCUUGAUCGCAGCUGUUCUUGCAAAUUGGUUGGAAAUCUACUCUUUCCCCAUCUCUUUGUGGAUCGACUCGGCUGACCUGAGAGAACCUGAUGUUAAUGUUUUUGCUUCCCAUAUUCUGCGCAAGGAUGAGCCGGCGCUUUUAACCCUGAUUCCGGCCCUCAAAUUUGUGCGCGCUCAAGACGAGGGCUUCAUCCACCGCCUGUGGGCUUUGUGUCGCGAAGAUAGCUCCAUUCUGCGCAGCCUGGUUGCCGGGUUGGCUUUGUCUUUGGUUCUUAAUGGCUAUUUGCUUAGGUUGAUUCGCAAGCAAGCUGCCGUCGUCAAGGUGGUUGAAAAGCGUGUGCCUGUUAUUGUUGAGCGCCAGCAAAGUAGCGAAAAGUUGUCGAUCGUCACCCCGUUGGAAACCCCAAGUGCAGAGUCGCUGCCUAUGCGCUCUAUGGAUGACAGCAUUGCUCUUCUAAAGGCUGGCAUGGCUAAUGAUUUAACCAACGAAGAGCUUGUCGAUCUUGGCUUGUCUGGCAAGUUACCACUUUAUGCUCUUGAGAAGCAGCUUGGCGAUGCUACCCGGGCUGUCGUGGUUCGCCGCUCAGUCGUAUCACGUCUGUCUAAUACGAAAACCCUCGAGGCGUCAAAAUUGCCUUGGCAAAGCUAUGAUUAUGACCGUGUUCUUGGAGCAUGCUGCGAAAAUGUUAUUGGUUAUAUGCCGUUGCCUGUGGGAGUUGCAGGACCGAUUCUCAUUGACGGCAAAGAGUUCUUCCUUCCUCUGGCUACUACCGAGGGUGUACUGGUUGCAUCUACAAUGCGUGGAUGCAAAGCUAUCAACGGCGGUGGUGGUGUCACUACUGAAAUCUUGCAAGACGGUAUGACCCGCGGCCCCUGUGUCACAUUCGACUCCCUGCGCCAGGCUGCUUCAGCUAAAAGGUGGCUUGAUUCGGAAGAGGGCCUGCGUGCUAUGCGCAAGGCGUUCGAGUCCACAUCCCGGUUUGCCAAACUCGCGUCUAUCAAAACUGCGCUGGCAGGAACCCUUCUUUUCAUUCGAUUCCGCGCCCGCACUGGUGAUGCUAUGGGGAUGAAUAUGAUUUCUAAGGGCGUUGAGCGUGCAUUGCAGGCUAUGGCUGAGGAGCAUGGAUACGAGGAUAUGUCUGUUGUGUCAGUUUCUGGUAAUUAUUGUACAGACAAAAAGGCUUCUGCCCUGAACUGGAUUGACGGCCGGGGCAAGUCCGUGGUGGCCGAGGCCACUGUGCCUGCUGCACUCGUUCAAAAAGUCCUCAAGACGACUGUCGACGAUCUCGUCGAGCUCAACACCUCCAAGAACCUUAUUGGCUCUGCUAUGGCCGGUGUCGUUGGUGGCUACAAUGCACAUGCCGCUAACCUGGUAGCAGCGAUUUUCCUGGCUACCGGUCAGGACCCUGCUCAAGUUGUCGAAGGUUCAAACUGCAUGACUCUCAUGGCCAACGUUGAUGGUAACCUGCAAAUUUCAGUCACCAUGCCCUCUCUCGAAGUAGGCACCAUUGGGGGUGGAACCAUCCUCGAGCCUCAAGCGGCAAUGUUGGAUAUGCUUGGCGUCAAGGGCCCUCAUGCCGAAAACCCUGGCGAGAAUGCCCGUCAACUCGCUCGUGUGGUUGCAUCUGGUGUUUUGGCCGGCGAACUGUCUCUAUGCUCUGCCCUGGCGGCAGGUCAUCUUGUAAAGUCGCACAUGGCUCAUAAUCGUAAGGCUCCGGCUAAAUAG